Phycomyces blakesleeanus NRRL 1555(-) is the source of this 2004-nucleotide messenger RNA. RefSeq names its product Zn(2)-C6 fungal-specific transcription factor. Gene Ontology annotation, biological process: DNA-templated transcription; regulation of DNA-templated transcription. Bases 1 to 2004 code for a protein of 667 amino acids. The record is from RefSeq and is a predicted model, not a curated record. Gene Ontology annotation, cellular component: nucleus. Gene Ontology annotation, molecular function: zinc ion binding; DNA binding; DNA-binding transcription factor activity, RNA polymerase II-specific. The transcript has 2 exons. Lineage: Eukaryota; Fungi; Mucoromycota; Mucoromycetes; Mucorales; Phycomycetaceae.
AUGCUUUCCCCUAGAAAUUCUACAAUUAACCGUGUCAGAUACCGCUUUAUCGAUAUGAAUGAUCCGAACCGCUAUCAAACGAUUAAAGUGAGCAAAGCAUGCGAUCAUUGUCGUCGACGCAAAUCAAAAUGUGACCUUGGUGUACCAGGCUCAGGUACCUGCACAAACUGUAAACGUGCCCACACCGUCUGUAGCUUCUCUUCCGUAACUACCCCAAGGAAAAAAGUUAAUAAGAAGAGUUCAGAUAUUACUAUUUCACCUCAAGCCAAUGAAUUAGCAGCUACGGAAUCAGUAGAAACCCAAGCACCAAUUAAGCAUAUGAAUCAUCAAGCUUCUACAUCACAAUUAGCUGCUCGUGUAAAUGAAUGCUAUACUCGCUAUCCUCUUUUACACAUCAACCAUGCUGGACAUGUCAACUAUGAACUUCAUUACUCUAAUCCUUCCCCUGAUGCUGAACACAUAUUAUCUCAAAGAGGCCUUUCAAUUCUCGAAUACACCUAUCAACUCGAAUCAAAUCCAAGCUCUCAGUACUCCUUCGAACAUAUGCUAGUCGAAUCUUAUUUUGACCGAGUUCAUUCUUCGUAUCCUAUUCUCCACAAGUCUUCUGUACUUAAUAUGUCGCGAACGGACUAUCACACAAUAUUUCCUGCACUUCGUUAUGCCAUACUUGCAGUAUCCUGCUACUUAGAAUCAGAAGCUUCGAGGAAUCAAGACAUGGUCAAACUAUCAGCCUAUUUCUAUAAUCAGUCCAAGACGAGAGUCGAGAACGAUCACCGCAUCAACCUUUCCGUGGCACAGACCCUGCUUUUACUUUACAAAUAUAAUGAGAUCAUCACUCCAGCUGGAACAUCACUUCCAACCUCGGCAUUUGUGUUUAUGUCUCGUGUAAACAUCAUACUAGAACAGCUGGGUUCAUUUACGAAUGAUAUGUCCUCUGACUACAAUAAGCUUGUCUGCAGAACUCACUGGGUCUUCUACGCCAACUUAUGCCUAUCGAAUCUUGCCGAACUUCGUUGGUCGAAUAUGCUCAAGAAGGCCCAUCAUCCUCAUAUACUUCCUUCUGCUCUAGAAGCCGACUUUAAUGACCCAAGAGAGUGUCAGGAAAUCACAGACUUUGUACAACUUCUCAAGAUAUCUGUCUUGUAUUCUCAAGUCCAGUGUUUUAUGGACAGCCCCUCCAAUGAACCCGCAGCCUGGCCAUCGGGCUAUUCAAACUUUGCCACCUUUGAAAACGCCAACAGCCUUUGGGUCAAGUCCCUACCGCCACAUAUUUCAGCAAGCUUUGAUACUAUCACCAACUUCGACUCAUCUGAACAAUUAACAUCUAAAUCACCUAUCAUCUUUUACCUUCACAUUCUAUACAACACCAUUCAAAUGCAUUCCAUCAUAAACAGCAAGCAAGACAGCAACACAUCAGCACGCCUUUUUACACUCUCAACACAAACCUAUCAUUAUGUUUCACUAUUCUAUAGCAAAGAGAACAGUGGUAUAUUACAAUCGAAUCGCAUUGUCGCAUAUGCAUUAGCCCUCGCAUUUCAAGCAUACAUUUCAGUCAUACUCAUCGAAAUAACUCUAUCAAAUGAUGAUAUAUCAACUCCUCAACCUAUACCUCAAAUUCAAUGGUGCUCCAACAUUACUCAAUUAUUCUGUCAACUCGUUACGGAACCCCGUCUUGGGUCUGAAUUGAACAGCCUUCAUGAGAACAUAAAUUCUGGUGUUAUGGAAGUUGCAGUAUAUUCAGCAUCUCUUUCAGAAAUGCUCUAUCCGACUUGGGUAGAGCGACCUAUACAAGCCAAUUUUGACUAUUCUGAUAUGCAAUGUUUUAAAGAACUUGCCGUUGAUCAAUAUGAUACUCCAGUUACACCCACUUCUCUAGCCGACUCAAACCCUUACAUCCCUGUCUCUUAUCCUUCCGAUUACUUUCAAAGCCAGGUUCCUUCUUCGUUAACUCAGCAAACCGAAGUCUCCUAUGCUUUAAAAAAUUACUGCCAUUCCACCUAUUGA